Symbiodinium sp. CCMP2456 is the source of this 1098-nucleotide messenger RNA. Lineage: Eukaryota; Dinophyceae; Suessiales; Symbiodiniaceae. The record is from the annotation of a GenBank genome assembly.
AUGGCUCUGGUCUACCAGCUGCACUCGGACUGGCCCUACAACAUCCUGCUUUGGAAACAGCCCGAGCGCGUCGGCACUCCGAGGGUCCUUCAGACCUACCUGGCGCAGCCCGAGGCGCUCCGGUUCCUGGUGAACUCCAACUUCGCCUCCAAGGACAUCUCGCGGUUUCGAGACUUCCAUCAGGUGCGGGCGAUCUGGCAGGGUGGGCAGAAGGAAGAGGUGUGCCUUUACGUCAUCAAGGACUACCAGGGCCACCCUACCUUGGAGGCAGGCUGUGCUGCUUCGGAGACGGAUGAAGCAGAUGGCUGGUGCUGCCUCCCACUUCUGAAGGGAAUCGGAGAGACCGAGGGCUACCAGUCUGGGCAGGCACUGAGUGGUUCAGAGCUCCAGAGCCUCUGCGCCUCGGACCUCACCCGAGUCGCCGCAUUCCUGCGCUCCGAUGCCUGCAAGUCCGUGUACGUACUCACUGGUGCCGGUGUUUCAACGGGCGCGGGCAUUCCAGACUUCCGGUCGGCUGGUGGUCUCUACGACUCCAUCCGCCCCGAGCUCAUAACUGCCAGCUUCAUAGAGCGCCAGAAGAUGAGAUUUGAUCCUACAUAUGUGGUUGAAAGGGACAUGUUCUUCCAGAAUCCCUUCCCCUAUCUGGAGGUAAGGCGGCCGUUUAUUCUCGGCACGCAUAGGCAGCAGUGGAAGGCAACCAUUUCUCACUGGUUCAUGAAGUUUCUGGAAGAGGAGGGCAAGCUGAAGCGAUUGUUUACGCAGAACAUUGAUGGCUUGGACUACCAGACUGGUAUUUCGCCGACACGGGUGACGAAUGUCCACGGCAGCAUCGCGCGCGUCUCCUGCGAAGGCUGCGGAAAGGAAAUGCCGUUUGACGACUUCUGUGCCCAAGUCCGUACCAACAUCAAGGACAUCUACAAAACGGAUCCAGAAGCUCCGGAAGAAUCCACCACCAUUCCCUGUCCGCACUGCCAGCGCCCCCUGGUCAAGCCCAACACCAUCCUCUUCGGAAGCAACCUUCCGGAAGAGUUCUUCGGUCGAAUAUCCAGGAGAGAGGCAGCCCGUAGCAGUACGAACAUGAACACCACCAACAAAUGA